Molecule: messenger RNA, 1623 nt
Organism: Didymodactylos carnosus
Lineage: Eukaryota; Metazoa; Rotifera; Eurotatoria; Philodinida; Philodinidae
Source: the annotation of a GenBank genome assembly
AUGGGUGAUUUUGUUCCAGUUGAAGAUGAAACCCUAUCAGUAACGAGUGCUGGUGGUCGUAUACCAGCGAUCGAUGGUCAGUUAGUUGUGGGAAAUGAUGAUGAACUAAACUCAACAAUUGAUAAAAAUGUUCAAUCGCAACAAAUACAAACCGUUCGUCCGCGAUCAAAGAUAGAAACCGAUUACGAUGCCAUUGAGUCUUUAGAAUUAGUAUUAAACAGUGUUGUUAAAGUGUUUUGUACAUCAACACCAUGCAAUUUUUAUCUACCCUGGCAAAAAAAACGCCAAGUUGUUCGUACAUCGUCAGGGUUUAUAAUCAAGAAUAAAUGGAUUUUGUCAAAUGCUCAUGCUGUGACAAAUGCAUCGAGUAUUCGUAUUCGUAAACACGGUGAUGCCACGAAAUAUCCCUCUCGUAUAUUGUAUAUAGCUCAUGAAUGUGAUUUGGUUAUAAUGACAGUCGAUGAAGAAAAAUUCUGGAAUGGUUUGGAACCAUUAACAUUUAGUUAUGAUACUCCACGAUUGCAAGAGUCGAUAACGGUCGUCGGAUUUCCUAUUGGCGGUGAUAAUUUAUCAGUAACGAAAGGUGUUGUAUCAAGAGUUGUGAUGUCAUUAUAUGCACAUUCAGUUCAACAUUUGUUAACGAUCCAAAUAGAUGCUGCAACAAAUCCUGGAAAUAGUGGUGGUCCAGCUAUUCAAGGUAAGCACGUUGUUGGCAUGGCAUUUCAAGGUCAAUCACAGGCUCAAUCAAUUGGUUAUAUCGUUCCUGUAUCGAUCAUCAAACAUGUUUUGGACGAUAUUGAACGACAUGGUCAUUAUACCGCUUUUCCGCACAUGGCAUUUUACUGGCUUCCAAUGGAAAAUUUAUCUCAACGGGAAUAUUAUAAAUUAAAAGAAGAUCAACAUGGUAUUCUUGUCAUAUCUGUGGAACCAGCGUGUUGUAUUAGUCAAGUAUUAAAGAAAGACGAUGUUAUUAUGUCUCUAGAUGGUAUUCCAAUUGCUGAUGAUGGCACUGUGUAUUUUCGACGAGGUGAAAGACUCAAUUUUAAAUAUAUUGAAAAAUCAAAAUUUGUUGGAGAUACAAUCACAUUCACAAUUAUACGAGACGGCAAUGAACUGACUGUCUCAAGUCCAUUGGAUUAUAAUCAACCCAUUGUUCCUCUACAAUUACAUGAUAAACAUCCUGAAUAUUUGAUCUAUGCUGGUAUUGUUUUUACCGUCCUUAGUCGAAGUUAUUUACAAGAAUACAGUAGCACUGAAUGGACUAAAAAAGGUCCAACAAAUUUAGUAAAUUAUGCAUUAUAUAGUCAUCUUGAAGAAUUGGGUCAGCAAAUUGUCAUUAUUAAUCAGAUACUCGUCGAUGAUAUCAAUCAUGGUAUACUUUCGAGCUUAGCAAAUAGUGUGUUAGAAACAGUGAAUGAAACAAAGAUAAAGAAUAUUAAACAUUUGGCACUCGAAAUUGAUAAAAUAACGAAUAAUACAAAUGAUUCAAAACAAAAAUAUAUUCGGUUUGGUUUAGAACAUAAACAAGUAAUAGUAAUCUCAUGUGAAAGAGCAAAACAAUCUGAAACAAGAAUAUUAAAACAAAACUCAAUUGCAUCUCCUAGAAGCCCACAUUUGAUGUGA